AUGUUAAAAUAAAAUGAAGAAAAUGAAAUACCAUUUAAUGGUGAAUUUGAGGAUAGUGAAGAAGAAUCAGAAGAGUUUUCUGAGGAAGACUCCGAAGAUGACGAGUUAUAGAAUAAGAGAAAGAAGAAAAGAAAAUAAUUAGUUAAUAAUAACAAAAGAUUGAUUAUGAAUGUAUCAGACACCUAAUAUGCUGCUGUUAAAUUCGUGGGCAAAAUCUUAAACAAGUUCUAGUUGCAAUACACUCCCUAUUUAGAAACCUAAGUAUGGGAUUUCUGUUGGACCGAUAAUGCAGUGCUACCUGAAACUCUGGCGAGAAUGUAAAGCCAUUAAAGAAUUAAUCAUUUUCCUGGAAUGUACUGCAUAGCCAGAAAGAACUAUUUAGGCAAAAAUUUAAAUAAAAUGGCUAAACAGUUUCCAGAGGAAUUUGAUUUUUAUCCUAAAACUUGGAUGCUGCCUUCUGAUAUUUCAGAUCUUAGACAAAACAUAGGAAAAAUUAAAUAUUUUAUUGUUAAACCAGAGGCAUCAUGUUAAGGAAGAGGCAUAUUUUUGACCAAAUAAGUUGAAUCUAUAGCAUCUGAACAUUGUGUAGUCUAGAGAUAUCUACAUAAACCCUUGUUAAUAGAUGGGUUAAAAUUUGACUUUCGCAUGUAUGUUUUAUUGGCAGGUUGUGAUCCACUAAGAAUAUACCUAUUUAAAGAAGGAUUAGCCAGAUUUGCUACACAACCAUACUAAUUGCCCAAUCAAAUGAAUGCUGAAGAAAUGUGUAUGCAUCUGACCAAUUAUGCAAUCAAUAAAGAUAACCCUAAUUUUGUAUUCAACACGGAUGAAAAAUAGUUGGAUGUGGGACAUAAAAGAAGUCUGUCUAGUGUUUUUAAAUUGUUGUCUGAAUAAACUAAUAUCGAUGAAUUGAUGGCAAAAAUAAAGGAUUUAAUUAUUAAAACGUUUUGUUCAGUAUAACCUUUUCUGCAAUCCAACUACACUCAACCUGAUAACUAUGCUAACAACAUGUGUUUUGAGAUCUUGGGAUUCGAUAUCAUAAUUGACAAUGCAUAUAAACCCUAUUUAUUAGAGGUGAAUCAUACACCAAGUUUCACUGCAGACACUCCUCUAGAUGCUCUCAUUAAAAAGAAUCUGAUAAGAGACACUAUUACACUUAUGAAUAUCAAUUUAAAAGUUAAAAAUGACCUGUAGCAAUUGUAAAAAGAGUAGAUGCAAAGAAGAGUGCUUGGAAAAAAACCUAAGCUUUCUAAUGAGGAAAAGAAAUCUCUCAAAUUAUAAGCUUAAGUAGAAAGAGAAUAAUAUGAAUCUCAACACUUGGGAAAUUUCGAAAAGAUAUACCCUUGUGAUAAAUCUUAUGAUGAAUAUUUAUAGCAUGCUUAAAAAAUAUAUGAAGAAUGGACAGGAGCAAAUAUUCGCAGAAAUGUUAAAAAAGAUAAUGCAACUGAGAGAGACAAAUUGCCAUAGCAAAGACAGUUAUAACACUCUAUUACUAUUUAAGGGUCAAUUGAUUCUAACAAUAAACCAUCGAUGGAUCCAGCUAAACCAUCCAUUCGAAAGAGUUUAUAUAAACAUGUACAUAGCAAAGUAUUUUCUAAUAUCAACCCAUAAAAAUCAAUGACAGAAUUACCUUAAUAAUAAUAACCCAUCGAAUAUAAAUUAUAAGAUGGAAACGAUAAUGAAAUUGCAAUUGAAGACUAAUAAAAUAAUUAUAAAUAAUAAGAGAAGAUUGAUAGAUCUAAAAGACCUCCUUCAUUUUAUGUUAUGAAAUCAGUAAAAUAAGGCUCAGAAUUAUAAUUAGUAGAUUUAUUCAACUAUAAAAGAAUUAGUAUUCCUGAGACUUCUCCCCAAUCCUAGCCAAUUAUGUUAUAAUAACAAUCUUUGCAGAUUUCAUAACAAUAAUAAUAAUAAUCUCCAAAUUUUAAAUCAGCUACCCAAUUGGCUAGACAUUUUUCCAUUCGCAAAACUAAUAAGAGUAAAUUGAAGCCGAGCGAAAGUGAUCAAGAAGCUAAAAAAGAUCUGAUUCAAGCAGUAAAUCAAUACUCUUAAUUUUAAUAAUAAUAAUAAUAAUAAUCCUUUUUCUAAUCUUAAUAACAACAUUUAUAAAAUUAAUAACAACAACCGAAUGGAUCUUUUGUUAAACCAAAAGUAUUUAACUUAAAAUUGUAACCACCCCAUUUUAAAAUACCCUCUCUUCCAAUAUUAAUGCAACAAUAAAAUUACUAUAAAUUUAGAUAUGAUUGA
Molecule: messenger RNA, 2241 nt
Organism: Paramecium tetraurelia
Lineage: Eukaryota; Ciliophora; Oligohymenophorea; Peniculida; Parameciidae
Exons: 5
Biological process (GO): protein polyglutamylation; microtubule cytoskeleton organization
Cellular component (GO): cilium
Molecular function (GO): tubulin binding; tubulin-glutamic acid ligase activity
Source: RefSeq, a predicted model, not a curated record